Molecule: messenger RNA, 4693 nt
Organism: Polyodon spathula (Mississippi paddlefish)
Lineage: Eukaryota; Metazoa; Chordata; Actinopteri; Acipenseriformes; Polyodontidae
Product: histone acetyltransferase KAT7-like
Exons: 16
Coding region: 142-2097 (651 amino acids)
Biological process (GO): regulation of DNA-templated transcription
Cellular component (GO): nucleus
Molecular function (GO): histone acetyltransferase activity; zinc ion binding
Source: RefSeq, a predicted model, not a curated record
GUGCGGACAGGGACAGAGUAGCCUCCUGUGUGGAUACUUCGGGAUUUUAAAGCUCCAGAAAGUCGCCACUAUAAACAGUAAAUGCAUUUGCUUAUUUAAAUUAGUGUAAAGAUAGGUAUCACUCGCCCUCUUCGAUACAGCAUGCCUCGGAGGAAGACCCUACCUGAUCCAUUCAUUCAUGUUCCAGUCGUUUCUGAUCCGAUGAUGUCAAGUCGAAAUGCUGGCAGCAGCUCUGAUGGCACUGAAGACUCUGAUUUCUCUGUUGACCUGGAGCACACUGACAGCUCGGAGUGCGAUGGGACCACACGUGGAAACACUCGUCUCACACGGGCCUCGCUUCGCCUCAGCCAGAGUUCUCAAGAUUCCAGUCCAGUUCGGAACUUGGAGUCCCUGGGUUUGGAUGACGCCGCCUAUUCCACAAGGCGUGUGACCCGUAGCCAGCAACAGGGGGCGCCAGUCACCCCAAAGAAAUACCCCCUGCGUCAGACCCGUUCCUCCGGAUCGGAAACGGAGCAAGCCAUCGACUUCUCCGACAGGGAUCUGAAGCAUGCCGUGGACCAUGACGAGUCUCCUCCACGCACCCCCACUGGGAACGCGCCCACCUCGGAGUCUGACAUCGACAUCUCCAGUCCCAAUGCCUCCCACGACGAGAGCCUAGCCAAGGACCUGUCCCUGAAGGACUCGGGCAGCGACCUUUCCCACCGGCCCAAGCGCCGCCGCUUCCACGAGAGCUACAACUUCAACAUGAAGUGCCCCACGCCCGGCUGCAACUCCCUGGGCCAUCUUACUGGGAAGCAUGAAAGGCAUUUCUCCAUAUCAGGUUGCCCCCUCUACCAUAACCUUUCAGCAGAUGAGUGCAAGAUGACCAGUGAAAAAGCGGAAAAGACAAAAGGAAUGACGGGGUGCCCUAAUCUGUGUCUGCAGGUGAGAGCUAACAAUCGGGACAAGCAAGUGGAAGAGCGAACACUGUCACACAGACAGGACGAGAACAACAGACACGCCACGCGCCACCAGGCCCCGACUGAGAGGCAGAUGAGGUAUAAAGAAAAGGUGACAGAGCUGAGGAAGAAGAGGAAUGCUGGACUGCUGAAAGAGCAGAAAGAGAAAUACAUGGAGCACAGACAGACCCACGGCAACACAAGGGAGCCUCUCUUGGAAAACAUCACAAGUGAUUACGACCUGGAGCUGUUUCGAAAAGCCCAGGCACGUGCAUCGGAUGAUCUUGAGAAGUUGAGGCUACAUGGUCAGAUCACAGAAGGCAGCAACAUGAUCAAGACUAUCCUCUUCGGUCGCUACGAGCUGGAUACCUGGUACCACUCUCCCUACCCCGAGGAGUAUGCGCGUCUUGGGCGCCUCUACAUGUGUGAAUUCUGCCUCAAGUACAUGAAGAGCCAGACCAUCCUUCGCAGACACAUGGCAAAGUGUGUAUGGAAACAUCCUCCUGGGGACGAGAUUUAUAGAAAGGGAGCCAUGUCUGUGUUUGAAGUGGAUGGCAAGAAAAAUAAGAUUUAUUGCCAGAAUCUAUGCCUAUUAGCAAAGCUGUUUUUGGACCACAAGACACUUUACUAUGACGUUGAGCCCUUCCUGUUCUAUGUCAUGACUGAAGCCGACAACACGGGGUGCCAUCUUGUGGGUUACUUCUCUAAGGAGAAGAAUUCUUUCCUGAACUACAAUGUGUCCUGCAUCUUGACAAUGCCACAGUACAUGAGACAGGGAUAUGGAAAAAUGCUCAUUGACUUCAGUUACUUGCUGUCAAAGGUAGAAGAAAAGGUUGGCUCCCCAGAGCGCCCCCUCUCUGAUUUGGGUCUAAUCAGCUAUCGUAGUUACUGGAAGGAGGUGUUGCUCCGCUACCUGCACAACUUUCAAGGCAAAGAGAUCUCCGUCAAAGAGAUAAGUCAGGAGACUGCAGUGAACCCUGUGGAUAUCGUCAGCACGCUGCAGUCUCUCCAGAUGCUCAAGUACUGGAAGGGAAAGCAUCUGGUCUUAAAGAGACAGGAUCUUAUAGAUGAGUGGCUGGUUAAGGAAGCGAAGCGAGGCAGCAGCAACAAAAUCAUCGACCCCAGCUGUUUGAAAUGGACACCCCCAAAAGGCACAUAGAAUCCCUGAAACUGCAAAUCUCCUUCUCAAUAAAUCACUGUAUCACAGUUGGCAAACCUGUCCAUAGAUGUAGAGAACCCUUGUUGCUCGAAUGCUGAGGCUAAGGGAAUAAGGGCUGGUCUGGUGCCAGCUGGCCCAGGCAGGGUACUGAGGGAAUAGCUUGUUUGUUUUUUUGUUUUGCAGGCGGUUGGCAGUGUCGCACCACAAACAGUCUUUGAAAAUCACCACACAAUGGUUACUUUAAAAGCAGGGGAUAUUCCUGCCAUUUUAUUUUAUUUGCAUUCAUUUUUAAUUUUUUUUUUCUUUUUUUUGAUGAAAUUUUGAAAACCAAAAAAUGUUGGCUGUUCCAGUAUUGUUCUGGCCUACGUGUGUGUGUGUGUGUCAGUGGAAACAUGCAUUAUUCUUUACCUCGUAGGGUCAUGUUUAUUAAAAUAGAUCAGCCAAUUAGUGUUGAUUUUGGCAUUUGCCUGAGGAAUACAACUGUUGAAUGUGGCGUUGCUAACAGCGACUUUAAAUAAUUAAAAAAACAAAACAAAAAUAUAAGUAAGUGAAGUACAUAGACAUGCAGAAUUCCAGAAGUUCAGAGAAUAUGACAUGUAUGCCUGUGUGUGUGCUUGUUAAAUGUAACUAGAACCAAGAGAUAAACAGAACAGAUUAAUUCAGAAUUACCAACAUGGGCGAGGCUGACAGUCUACUCAUAAAAAUGAAGAUCUUGCUGCUUAACUGUGUAAUAAUGUCCGUCUUACUGCAACUGUCAGUAAUACUCUAUACAAAUAUGUAGUAUUCUGUAAAGCAAUCUUUCACAGUCCACUCCCAUACCCUGUUCAGGCUUACUGAGCUCUUUCACAAUGUGGUUCAAUUCACCUUUAAUAGUGUGUGUUUGUGCGUGCUUGAACAUGGCAGAGGGAAAAUUAAUAGAUCAUUUACAAAAGAAAAAAAAAAUGACCACAUUGGGGGGGGAGGAGAAUAUCACUGACAUGUUUUAAAUGUAACUCAUAAAAAUAGAGAGGAAUUGUUAUGCUGACAACACAGUCUCUUUAAAGCAGUGGUGUACCUGGGUGAACACAGCCAGUGACACUAGAUUCACUGUUACAUAAUUAAGUGGCCAGAAAGUUGAGGGUGCUUAACUGUUCAUCUGUUACAUUAGUGGAUAUCAUCUCUUAUUUUGGCCCCUGAAUGGUAUGUUGUUUUCUUUUAAUGUUGUGUUAAUUUGCCUGUGUGGAUUAACCACUACAUUAAAAAAAAAAACAUUGUGUUUUAGGAUCCUGUUGCCACACAACAGUUUAAAAAAAAAAAAAGCAAAGAAACGCAAAAUCUUAAUUUUGUACCCGACAAUCAAUUGAACUGAACCAAAUAAGGAUGUUUUUAUUUAUUUAAGUGUUUUGUGGGGGGUGGGGGGCACACCAGGUAGAUUAUUAAACACAUGGUAACCAUGGAGAUGCUAGUUGUGGGAGGUGGGGUCAUUUUUGUAUCUGCAAUUUGGCCAGUUUAAGCAUGCAAUGGUCAUUUAACUCAACACACAUGCACACUUAAAGUGUACCAUUCACAUUUUUGGUUGAGUAAUUUGAUAUGAAGUCUGACACAAGAACAUGCACAUGCACUGUAUUUAUAUAUAAGAAGUAGUACAGGAAAAUAUGUGAAGGCAAAGGUAAAAUAAUAAAGGUAACUCAACAGCUGGAAGUAUCAGACAUAUUAGUGUGUACCUGCCAGUCUAAUUCAAAUCCUUAUUUUAAAUAAUGGCUCUGGUGAAAUGCGGAAGCCCGUGUGGGAUGGACUGUGAUUCUUUGGUUUGGAGUACAAUAAGCAAACCCAAUUCACUGGAGCAAAGCCAGCAGUUCACUUGUGCUUGAGUGUAAUUCUGAAUAAAAUGACAGAUUUAGGCAGUGUGGUAUGUUAAAGAUUAGAAUGCCUGUAUAUUCCAUUUCAAACAUUUAGAUUUCAUUCCAUUUCAAACUCUUAUGAUUCUUCCCCUGAAUCUUGAUUUAUUACUCCUGCCUCCCAUUUAUCAACAUAUUUUAAGUCAUUUUAUAUCCUAAUUGACUGCAUGCCGAAGCAAGCAUUUCUUUUUUUUUUGUUUUUGUUUUGUGCAGCAAAGAAUACUUUUAUUAGAAAAAGUACUGAUUGCCGAUCCUUUGAUAAGUAGAUAGAAAAGUUGACAAUGCAGCAUAAUAAAUAAAUAAAUGCCUACAUGUGUGUAAAACUAUCUUGACAUGUCAAAUCUGCUAUUCAAAACAAUUGACCUAAAAUCAGUGGCAUCAGUCACAAAUGUCAGAUGUUGGCCUUGGCUUCUAUAUCUAUCUCUAUCUAUCUAUCUAUCUAUCUAUCUAUCUAUCUAUCUAUCUCUCUCUCUCUCUCUCUCUCUAUAUAUAUAUAUAUAUAUAUAUAUAUAUGAGAGGAGAGAGCGUCUUUUUUUGAGGUGGAGAUUUCUAUUUUAACUUUGAAGUUGGAGAGUUGAUGGGUUUGGGGCUGAAGCCUUAUAUUCACACUGAAGACAAGCAAGGAAGUCCAUGGUACUAUUGUGUAUUGGUAAUGUUCAGGUGAUAUAUCAACAUCUGUACCAGCUUUUGCAGAAAUAAAAACAAGUGUUGUACAGUGA